This is a messenger RNA of Paraglomus brasilianum, 321 nucleotides long. NCBI's taxonomy places the organism in Eukaryota, Fungi, Glomeromycota, Glomeromycetes, Paraglomerales, Paraglomeraceae. The record is from the annotation of a GenBank genome assembly.
AUGUCUAUUGCAGCACGAGAGUUUGUUGAGAGAAAAAUUGCAGAGAACGCCGUAAUCUUGUUUGUCAAGAAUUGGUGUCCAUAUUGCAAGAAGGCCGAGGCAACGAUCAAGAAUCUUGUGGAUCAAUACGAAAAAAUUGAUUUAGUGAAGAUGGCUGAAGGAGAGCCUGCUGGAUCCGAUAUUCAAGAAUAUUUGUAUACAAAGACACAACAAUCCACUGUUCCUAAUAUUUUUAUUAGACAACAGCAUAUUGGAGGUAACGACAGGCUUCAAGAGCUCGUAGCCAAUAAAUCUAUUCGGCAAUACCUCGAAAAACUCUAA